CCUCGCGGCUGGACGGCAACACCUCCGUCCGGGAGCAGGCCCUGCCGCAGCCCGUCUCCCCUCUGAGCACUGCCACAGGCCAGUUGAGUGGGAAGCAGGUUCUGUCUGCAACGUCGGAUGAGCGGGUAAAAGACGAGUUCAGUGACCUUUCUGAGGGGGACUUCUUGAGUGACGAUGAAAGCGAGAAGAGAAACGUGCAAUCCUCAGACGACUCCUUCGAGCCUUACCCCGAGAAGAAGGUUUCUGGCAAGAAAAGCGACAGUAAAGAAGCAAAGAAGGCGGAAGAGCCCAAAAUAAGGAAGAAGCCGGGUCCUAAGCCAGGCUGGAAAAAAAAAAUCAAAUGUGAACGGGAGGAGCUGCCCACCAUCUACAAGUGUCCUUACCAGGGCUGCACUGCUGUCUACAGAGGGGCUGAUGGCAUGAAGAAACACAUCAAGGAGCACCACGAGGAGGUGCGGGAGCGGCCCUGCCCUCACCCUGGCUGCAACAAGGUGUUCAUGAUCGACCGGUACCUGCAGCGGCACGUCAAGCUCAUCCACACAGGCCCGGCCCCGUAGGAGCCAUCCGGCACCGGAGAUUUUUAAUCUACGUUUUAGUCUCCCAAAGAACUCGGUGGAAUUAGCUUCAGCUUGCUCAGAAAGGCUUGUUCUCAUGCAGUGAUUGCCAUGCUCACGUCUGACUCAGCAGUGUUGUACUCUAACCCCGGGGAGGGACGCUGGCAGCACCGCCGUGUCCCCCAGCCCCACGCACACCUUGUGCAAACCAAGUUGGCCACAACUGCCCCCUGCCUGCACAGAGGUGACCCUGGGGGCUCCAGGGGGACAGAGGACAGUGGGACAACUUCAAGGAGACAUUUUGUUUUGGAAAAGAAGAAGGAAAA
Messenger RNA from Zonotrichia albicollis (white-throated sparrow), 880 nucleotides. Lineage: Eukaryota; Metazoa; Chordata; Aves; Passeriformes; Passerellidae. The record is from RefSeq and is a predicted model, not a curated record.